This is a messenger RNA of Acipenser ruthenus (sterlet), 2672 nucleotides long. RefSeq lists its product as uncharacterized. Lineage: Eukaryota; Metazoa; Chordata; Actinopteri; Acipenseriformes; Acipenseridae. The transcript has 4 exons. The coding region runs from base 26 to 1138 and encodes 370 amino acids. Gene Ontology annotation, molecular function: structural constituent of chromatin; DNA binding; protein heterodimerization activity. Gene Ontology annotation, biological process: nucleosome assembly. The record is from RefSeq and is a predicted model, not a curated record. Gene Ontology annotation, cellular component: nucleosome.
UAUUUUCAUAAUACGGAUCUACAGCAUGUCUGGAAGAGGCAAAGGUGGUAAAGGACUCGGGAAAGGAGGCGCCAAGCGGCAUCGCAAAGUGCUCCGUGAUAACAUCCAGGGCAUCACCAAGCCCGCUAUCCGCCGCCUGGCUCGCCGCGGAGGAGUGAAGCGAAUCUCCGGGUUGAUUUAUGAAGAGACUCGCGGGGUGCUGAAGGUGUUCCUGGAGAAUGUGAUCCGGGAUGCCGUCACCUACACUGAGCACGCCAAGAGAAAGACCGUCACCGCUAUGGAUGUGGUGUACGCUCUGAAGCGCCAGGCUCAACAAGCUGAUGGGAGGCGUCACCAUCGCUCAGGGCGGAGUGCUAGUUUGAAAAUGGCAAGAACUAAGCAGACUGCGCGUAAGUCCACCGGUGGAAAGGCGCCCAGGAAACAGCUUGCUACCAAGGCUGCUCGAAAGAGCGCCCCUGCUACCGGCGGCGUGAAGAAACCUCACCGUUACAGACCUGGCACUGUGGCUCUGAGGGAAAUCCGCCGCUAUCAGAAAUCCACCGAGUUGUUGAUCCGCAAACUGCCCUUCCAGCGGCUCGUCCGAGAAAUCGCUCAGGAUUUCAAGACCGACCUGCGCUUCCAGAGCUCCGCUGUGAUGGCGCUGCAGGAGGCUAGCGAGGCUUACCUGGUCGGGCUCUUUGAGGACACCAACCUGUGUGCCAUUCACGCCAAGAGAGUCACCAUCAUGCCCAAAGACAUCCAGCUGGCCCGCCGAAUCCGAGGAGAACGCGCUAGCCUCAGCCCUCGUUUCAAGUAUUGUAUUAUUUUCAUAAUACGGAUCUACAGCAUGUCUGGAAGAGGUAAAGGUGGUAAAGGACUCGGCAAAGGAGGCGCCAAGCGGCAUCGCAAAGUGCUCCGUGAUAACAUCCAGGGCAUCACCAAGCCCGCUAUCCGCCGCCUGGCUCGCCGCGGAGGAGUGAAGCGAAUUUCCGGGCUAAUCUAUGAAGAGACCCGCGGGGUGCUGAAGGUGUUCCUGGAGAAUGUGAUCCGGGAUGCCGUCACCUACACUGAGCACGCCAAGAGAAAGACCGUCACCGCUAUGGAUGUGGUGUACGCUCUGAAGCGCCAGGGUCGCACUCUGUACGGAUUCGGGGGUUAAAGAUCUGGACACAAGGACACGAACACAAAGGCUCUUUUAAGAGCCGCCCACCUUUUCAUUUAAAGAGUUUUCAAUUCUGAAACAAGCUCAAUUUAAUACACCACUAAAAUCUUCAAAAGAAUAAAAUCACAUUUUUCAAAAUGUUUUAUACUGUUAUCUCCCCAGUGUUUUCUUUGUUGUUUUAAAAUGGCUAUUUAGACCUAUUUCACGCUGUGUAACGAGAGUAUUUUAGGCUUAAACUUAAGUGUUGGAUUUUUAACUCUACACAAAUCCAGAAAAAAAUAAAAUUAAAAUAAGCAUUUUAGUUAAUAAAUCAAUAAAAGCAAUUAAUUGAAUGGAAUUGUAUUUUAAAAAGUGAAUAUUUUCAGUAAUAAUGAGAAAAUACGAGCUCGGUUUUAUCCGAUUCCGUGCAGAAUUAAAGUCAGAUAAGAAAUAAAAACACUUAAAAAAAAAAAAAAAAAAAAAAAAAGUCUUAUCUAAUUUUAUUUUCAGUACAUUUUGUAAUCAGUAUAAUAAAUUAAAAGCAGCAGAUCCUGAUUCAGCUUUGAGCUCCACGAUGUCGUCUUUUCUGAAUUUGAGUUGAAGUUUCGCCAUUCAAGCUGCUGUGAAACAAUCGAGACUCUGGGAUGAGGAAGAAAUCAAAGAGCAUCAGCAUUGAUCGUGUGUUUCUACAUUUAACGUGUUUAAUGAGCACAGAAAGUGGCGUGGGUUUGAUUAUUUAUAUUUCUAUAUUUAAGACGCAUCGGGUGUGGAUUUCAGUAUUGCUGUAUACUGAGUUCUUCAUGUAUUUAAUAAAUGAAAAACAAAAGACCUAAACUAACCGAUCAAGAAAAAAGGCGCCGAAUUCAAACCUGAACUCGAGAGAGAAAAAAAAAAGAUCUCAGCUCGCGGCAAAGUUACCACCCCCUCUGUUGCGUAUCCAGUAAACAACCAAUCACAUCGAAGUAUUCCGUCACUCGGGAGCGUUGCUAGGUUAACAGGUCAACAUUCUCACUCUAAAGGGUUGUUUGGUAAUAAUUUGCAUACAGGCUGUAUAAAUACUGGGGCUCUGGGGGCUGGUUACUCAUUCAUCUUUCAAAAAGCAUCAGAGAAGGAAAAUGCCAGAACCGAAAGCUGCACCCGCGCCGAAGAAAGGCUCCAAGAAGGCUGUUGCCAAGACCCAGCCUAAGGGAGGGAAGAAGCGCAGAAAGACCAGGAAGGAGAGCUACGCGAUCUACGUGUACAAAGUGCUGAAGCAGGUCCACCCCGACACCGGCAUCUCUUCCAAGGCGAUGGGCAUCAUGAACUCGUUCGUCAACGACAUUUUCGAGCGCAUCGCCGGCGAAUCGUGCCGCCUGGCUCACUACAACAAGCGCUCCACCAUCACUUCCCGGGAGAUCCAGACAGCCGUGCGCCUCCUGCUGCCCGGAGAGCUGGCCAAGCACGCCGUGUCUGAGGGCACCAAGGCCGUCACCAAGUACACCAGCUCCAAGUAAACCGAGACCGUCCCUGCUCCGUCUUUACAACACAAAGGCUCUUCUGAGAGCCACCCAAA